CCUUUAUGCCUGAUAUACAGUCAGUUGAUCCAGCUCAAUUUCAUUUGGUGACACCAUCAUGGGAUGCUCAGGGCUGUUGAUUUUGGGUCUUGUCCUAAAUGUUGCUCACUGCUUGGAAAAUCUGGGUCUGGAUGAAGAGCUGAUUAUUGAGAUCACGCACAACACCACGGCAGUCCUGGGAGAAGACUUGUACCUGAGAUGUAGGUAUCUGGGGAAAAGUGAGAUCCAGAGCGCCGAGUGGAAACGCCAAAAAACUAACUCUAAACAAACAAAAUCAAAGGGACUGGCGGGAUUUUCAAAUGGUGUGCCAUUUAACCGCAAUGGCUUCUCAGAGCCAGACUCUCUUACCAACCUCACAGUUAAGAUGACGGUGCCCAGUGUGGAGGUAGAAGGAGAAUACAUCUGUGAGUUUGAGUCAGAAGAGGAGUAUUUUUGUGACAGCACAUUUGUCACUGUAGUAGCUCGGCCUGAUAUACAGCUCUUCGUGAAUGCAGAGACCAUAAACGGCACUCACUACCAGUCUGUGUCAUGCUCUGCCGUCGGUGGCAGACCCAUACCUCAGAUCAGCUGGUUGGUCAAUGGCCUUCCUCCCCCUGAUUACCCCUUCAAUGUGAGUGUGAGUAACACUACUCACUCAAACGGCACAUUCACCUCAAGCAGCAUUCUCCGCUUUCCCACCCACCUGCAGGACGAGGACAGUGUGACCUGUCAGGUUCAACACCCGACCUUCCCAAACCCCAAACUCAUCUCAGUGAAGGUGGAAACUUAUGCGAAGCCAAACGUGACCAUUAAAACAGAGAUGGUACAACAAGGAGGAAAUGACUUCUGGGUGGUCUCGUGCAUUUCAUCUGGAGGGAGACCUGACACUGACAUCUCCUUGGCUUUGAACACGGGUGAAGAGCUGCAGAGAGAAAACGACACAGACUCAGACAUGCAAAGAAGCUCAGUCUUUCUCCCUGCCACAGAGUACGAGGGCCGAAACAUCACCUGUGUGUUUGACCACCCCAAAUUUACACACAGCGAGUCACGAGUCGCAACACUGCCGUUGUUUUAUCUGUCUGGAGUUCACUUGUCAGGAAUCAGCAGUGACGACUUCCAAGGCAAUGAAUCUUUAGAGCUGCAGGAGGGACAGAGUGAAAUCGUUAUCGGCCUAGAGGUCAUUGGCAAUGUGCCACAUUACGAUGUUACAUGCGAAAAAGAUGAUGGGCCCUUACCCGAGGGGUUGGAGCUGGUUGGCAGUAGCCUCAGAGUUCAUGGUCCUGUGGAGUUUCAGCAUGCUGGCCUGUAUGAAUGUGUCUUCUCCUAUUACCAUCUUAAAGCAAUGUUGCAGAUUAACAUCACAGUUCAACCCCAUAUUCUCAAGCCUGUUCCUCCCACCAUACGAGUGGAUUUGCAGACUAAAGAUGGACACACGGUGAUUGAGUGCUCAGCAGCUGAUGCUGUUCCUGCAGCCAACGUAUCCUGGCUUCUAGCAGAGGGUGUGUCUGGGGUGUCUUGGUCCAAUUUCACUUCUCAUAAUGGAAGCCACUCUGUCAGGGGAGUUUUUCUCCUCCCUGCCUGCUUGCCCUGGGAGCUCACUGCAGAGUGUGUGAUAAAUCACCCAGCAUUUGAGGAGCCAGAGAACAGAAGCAUAACACUCCCUCUUUGCGCUCGUCCUAACAUCACCAUCAGCUCAAGCACUGAGUGGAAAGACGGUGAACAGUUCACAAAGGUGGACUGCUCUGCAGACAGUGUCACCCCUGCUGCAGCUAUAACCUGGCGUGUUGGAAACAGUGACAAGAACAUCACCAGUUAUCUGUCAGAGCCUGAAGGCCAGGCUGAUGGUUUGGUUUCAGCCCGUAGCUCUGUACUCUUCUCGUCCUCUUUGUAUGCUGGUCAGAAUUUGACCUGCAUGGUGGAGCACCCGAGCUUGGAGGCAUCAGAAGAAAGAACAAUACACAUUCCUGUACACAAAGCCCCACUGCUGAGUGUGUCAGUGGUGAGACAGCGGGACUCUCAUCUCUGGCUGGCCGUGUGCGAGUGCAGAGGGGAGGGUGUAGGGACGAACCUCACCUGGGUUCUUCCUGAAAACACCAAAGGUCAAACAUCAAACUCAAACUCAGAGUAUGAAGGACGCACCAUGGAAGCCAGGCUGACUUAUCAGUUUCCUUUGGCCCUUCAUGAGGGGCAGGACCUGACUUGUGUGUACAAGUUUGAACAUGGGAUCACAGAGAAGAGGACUCUUCAUAUCCCUAAAUACUAUAUCUAUGUCAGAGUCGUGAACCACACGACUCCUCUGCAAAGCCGCUACGGUGGUGAACCCAUCAUACACAGACUCGCUCUCCAGGAAAAUCAUCACAACCAGAGAAUACUGCUCCGAGUCGAAGGCAACGUGCCACAGUAUGACCUCAACUGUGAGAGGAGCGAUGGCUCAUUUGUCCGUAUGGAAAGGCUUGCAAUAGUCUUCCAGUCAGAGCUCACAGAGCAGGAUGAAGGCCUGUAUACCUGCUCAGCAGCCUUCUAUCACCAUGUGGCCACAGUCAAGAUUCAAGUGGAGGUCACAAGUGAGGACAAACUGUUUGCGCUGGCAGCCAUAGGCUGUAUGUCUACGGCCUCGGCCAUUGUCUUAAUCCUCGUCGUCACUCUCUGGGUGUGCUGCACAAGACAUGGCAGGACACAGUAUAAGAAGCAGGAGUCUCUCUCUGCCUUGACAACUCUGAUGCAGGAGCCCGGCUCUCCUGAGGUGAAGAAGCCAGAUGUGACAGAAAAGGACAGUAAGGAAUACUCUCAACUGGUCAGUUACUCCAUAGUCAUUGAUGUGAAGAGUACGGUGUGAAGAUAAAGGUGCUUUGCGGGGAUUUUGUGUACAACAUUUAGCUUUUCAUUGUGCACAACCUAGAUAUGAAGGCUUACUGGCACAGCAGCACUGUUUAUGAUUUCAUUGUAUUUUUGUGUGACUGUGAAGUGGAAGCAUCCACUGUUUAUGUACUGAAACAUAAGUUCUUCUUGAAGUUUUUAGUUUUGAUUGAUUGGCAUUAAUGAUUUGAAAUGCAUUACUUUUGCACUUUUUCAUCUUACUUGAAUUUUGUUUUAUGAACAUUGUAUUCUCAGGUAUUUGUCAAUAAAAUCAUUCGAAUAAU
This is a messenger RNA of Toxotes jaculatrix (banded archerfish), 3119 nucleotides long. RefSeq lists its product as uncharacterized. Gene Ontology annotation, biological process: homophilic cell-cell adhesion; heterophilic cell-cell adhesion. Bases 59 to 2815 code for a protein of 918 amino acids. The transcript has 14 exons. Gene Ontology annotation, cellular component: adherens junction. NCBI's taxonomy places the organism in Eukaryota, Metazoa, Chordata, Actinopteri, Toxotidae. The record is from RefSeq and is a predicted model, not a curated record.